AUGGACGAACGACUACUCCGUCUUCCAUUUGAAUUUGAUGAAAACGAUAAGUUGGGCUCAUGGGAUGUUUUGCUCAGCGAAGAUGCAAUUAAAGAUAUGCGACAAUUAGAGUCUGCAUCUGUAAUUAAUGCGGUUAUAAAAGAGCUCGUGCAUAUAUCAUCCGGGGCAUGGGAUAAACAUGGACUCCGAGACGUACAGUCAGACGCGGCUCCUGUCUAUGAAGUAAAACUUUUUGACAAUCUGACAAUUCUGUGGCAAGUUGACUGUGGGUUUUCUGUUCGCAGCAACAGAUUCAUGCAACUUGUAAAGAUUUGGGCUGUUACCGCUAACCAGGAACAGGUUAACAAGAAAUCAGAAAAUAUUUCAAUGGUUUAUCAGUUCUGUAACGCAGCACAUAUGCAUCGAUGCACGGUCCAGCAAGCAGGAAACAGGGGCAUUAUUUUACCAAAAGUUUUCGAUGAUGAAGAAGAAAUGGUAACCAAGUAUACAUCAGAAGUUAAUAUGGAUGAAGAAAAACUGCUGGAAGUUCAUAAAAUGCUUAUCACGAAUAAAUUUACUCCCUUAUCAAAGAGUUUGCUCAAUUCGCUUGUUAUAGGCGGUCUUGAAUUCACUUUCCAGAUAUCAAAAAAGGAGUAUGAAAUUAUUACCAAUCCUACAUCAGCUAUUGUUAUUGGGCGGUCGGGAACGGGCAAAACAACGUGUAUUGUAUAUAGGCUGAUUGCUUCACAUUUAGCAAAAAGACUUUACAAGACGCCAUCGUGGCAUGCCAAUGAAGAAAAUGUGCGCAGACGUCAGAUAUUCAUUACAGUGAGCACCAAUCUAUGCUCCCGUGUAAAGGAAUAUUUCAAUCGACUGCAAAAGUCUGUGGACCUUGCCGGGAAAAAAUUAUCCGAGGCUUUAUUUAAUGAGUACAUAAGGAAUAAAGCAGGAAAUGCCAUCGCAGUCGAGUUGAUUAAUAACACUAUGCUCGAAGAAGCUGACGAAGAAAAUGUAUUGGGUAACAUUCCCAAUUCAUUUCGUCAACUGACCGAUGACCAUUUCCCACUGUUUAUUACAUAUGGUAAAUUCAUGAAAAUGCUUCAGGGAACCUAUGGCAUUGAUAUUCAGAAGCUGAUUCCACGACCAGAUUUUAAAGAUGAAAAUGAGCCAGUUUAUCGGGUGCCGUCUUUUCUCAAGAAUUCUAAAGCAUCUUGGGCACAUUUUGUGAAUUACAACAUUUUCCAGAAAAGGUAUUGGCCUCAUUUAGGCGAUUUAUAUAGAAACACGCUCGAUUGUUCGCUGGUUUAUGCCGAAUUUUCUGUUAUUAAGAGCUCGAAUCUUGAGGAAGACUACUUAUCAAGAGUAGAUUACCGAGAAUUCAGCACAAGGAAAUACUCAGUUUUUCGCUACAACCGGGAUACGGUUUAUAAUUUAUUUUUGCGUUACGAGAAGAUGAAGGCACGAAAUAAUGACUACGAUUCGAAUGAUCGAGCGUUAGCCGUCCUGCGUUGUGCCAGAACGGAGGACCUUGGUGACUUACACAUUGACGAAGUGUAUAUUGACGAAUGUCAGGACAACAGCGUCACAGAUUUUGCACUAAUUUUAAAACUUUUCAACAACGCUGACAACAUCUUUGUGGCCGGGGAUAUAGCGCAGUGUAUUGCGCCAGGAUCAUCUUUUCGAUUUCAGGAUAUCAGCUACCUGAUGCAUAAGUGGGAACGCGAACGGAUCCACCAACGCCCGCUCAGUAAAAGAGACCCCAAAAAGUUCGAGCUAAACGUCAACUACCGUUCCCAUAAUGGCAUCCUCCGACUUGCUUCGUCGGUGAUUGAUCUUAUAUUGUUUUUCUUUCCCGAUGCCAUUGACCGAUUGUCGAGCGAACAUAGUGACGUUUGUGGUCCCAAGCCUGUCAUUUACAAAAAUUUUCUUCAGGAAAAAACUGAUUUAUUCAAAAUCUUUUGUGCGGGAGAGCGCAUUGAUGAUAAAAUCGAAUUUGGUGCUGAGCAGGUCAUUAUCGUGCGUGAUGAUGAAGCUAAACAGAACUUAAGAGGAAAAAUAGGCGAUGCGGGUUUAGUAAUGACAGUAUUUGAGACAAAGGGCAUGGAGUUUAAUGACGUGCUGUUGUAUAAUUUCUUUACCGACUCGCCUGCAUGUUUGAAAUGGCGAGUAGUUCUCUCCGCUUUGGAUAACUAUGCUGACAGGACUCAGAGUUUUUCUCACGAGAAGCACUAUAUCCUUUCUUCGGAACUGAAAAACCUUUACGUCGCGAUAACCAGAGCCCGGCAGCAUGUCUGGAUAUUUGAAGAAGAUCCUGGGCCGAUCCAUCCAAUUCAAAGGUACUGGGAACACCAUGAACUGGUGAAGGUUACUUACGACUUGAAUGAAAUAAGCACUUUAACCACAUUGGUUAAGAAAAGCAACUCGUACGAUUGGGAUCGACAGGGUAAGAAUUUUUUUGAACAACAGAAAUAUGAUCAGGCUAUGAUAUGCUUCCGCAAAGGUGGAAACGAAGAAAGGCAUAAAUUGGCCGAAGCAUAUUAUCUUCAACAACGUGCCAGGUUGCACAUUGAUUCUGAUAGUGACACCGUCAGGAAUAACUUCAAGAAGGCUGCUGAGGCUUUUGAUAAGUGCAACAGAUGGGCUCAAGAGGCUUUAUGUUAUCAGGAUGGCGGUAUGCAUGCAGAAGCUGGUAAAGCUUACUCUAAAUGUAAAAUGUUUGACCAUGCCGCAGACUGUUACUUUCAGGCCAGCAUGUGGACUGCAGCGGGAGAUUCGUAUAAAAUGGCGAAAAAAUACAGUGAUGCUAUUGAUGCGUAUAAAAGGUGUAACCAGUAUGAGACCAUAAUUAAUUUGAUGAAGAGACAUAGGCAAGAAAUUAGUAAGGAGUUACUUCUUGAAAAUGUUCAUCAUGUAUACGAUCAUUAUCGUUUGAAGAACGAAAAGAUGAAAGAACAAACCCUUGCUAUCCUUCCAACGCAGGAAGAGCAGAUUGAGUUCCUGAAAACUUAUGGAUUAAAUGAUCUUUUGGAAUUUUAUGAAGGAAAGUGUAUGUUCCGCGAUGCUGCAAGACUUCAUCACUCGAUCGGUAAAUUAGAAGAUGCUGCAGACAUGCUUAUUCGCACGAAAAGUGAUGGAGACGUCUUAGAGGCAUUGCAAUGCUUGUUGCAUCUGUGCAGAGUCAGCAUACUAAGAAAGACGAUGCCGGAUAUUAUCACAAGCACUAAUAAUUCACAAGUGCUUCGUGAUCUUCUUUCCAAAAUAAACAGAAUUCAACAGCUUGGAUCUCAAAAAUUGAAAAGGUCUGAGCAAUGGAAGAUUCUGACGGAAGAGAUAAAGUUAUACUCGGCAUAUUUAGAUGGAAACUUUGGGAGAGUUGACCAAUGCAUACAAUUCUUCAGAGAAUGUAAAGAAUUUAUUGCAGAAUUUCGUGCGAUAAGCAUAUGGCUGAAUUUCCAACUCAAUCUUCGGGCUGACUAUUGGCGCCAACGGUUACAACAUUUGUUGAGGCUAGUUGAAUUGAUUUCUCCUUUUACCAAGUCAACUCGAAGUGAUGAAAUUUGCAAGGAUUUUGAGCAAAUGUUUUGUGUAAGCACAGUGGAAAACCGUCCAUCAUGGCGCAAAACUCUUUCAGACAGCCUGCUCGCAAACAAAUUGAAUGAUAAAAAUGCAGAAAGUGAAGGUGAAUGGCAUAUUUAUAAAUCAAAAGAUGUGCAUGGGACAAUGUUGCAGUCUCUAGUGGGUUACAUUUAUCGUCUUAUUCGGGAGGUUGACAUAUCAAGUAAAGAUAUUCCGGAUAUAGGUUUUCCUAUAUGUGACAGAAAUAAACUCUGUCAAGGAAACAAUUGCCGAAAGCAUCACGUAUACCCGACGCCAACGAGUCUGUAUGGACGCCUAUCACUUGCAUGUCUUCAGUACACUGUAGUGCGACAAUUAGAUGUAUUGCGCGAGAAUAAUUGCCUUAAUGAUGGGCAAGUUCUUGGGUUGCAAAGGAAGUGGACUGAGAAAUUAAUUACACUUCAUAUUCGUUAUCAGUCACCGCAGACAAGUUGCCCAGAAGUAACGCAUUGGGUAAUUGACGAACUUUCUGAACACGCACGCAACGGGAUUAUUGGUAUUGCUUAUACGAAAUGGUUAGGGGUCGAUUUCAAGUUCAGUGAUUUUGCGAAUAUGUUAAAAUGCAUUUUCGUGUUUCAGCAGUUACGGGAUAGAAAUGGCAUUGGAAAGUUCCAUGAGGUGGUGUCAAAAACUCCAGACUUGAACAAUUUACUAUUAUUGCCAAUUUGUUUCGAAUACAAAGGCAGAAAAAUAGUUGCAGUUGGAAAGCGACUCUCUUUGUUUAUGCAAUUUUUCUAUUCUAACAAGACUAUCCACGCGAUAAGAAACGCGACAACAUUUAUUGACUAUGCCAUAAGUAAUGCUGAAAGCGUAAAUAUUGUCCAGCUUGACGCGCUUGGUGACCUCGUGUCUCUUAUGGAAUUCGCGACGUCUUUGGUUUUUGCAGCUCGCCCUGGAUAUUGCGAUUCUUGUCUUCCUCGAAGCUAUCUGAUUAAUUACUACAGAGACAAUGCGUACCCAUUCUUUCCAAACCAAGGUAACCAAUACAACACGGUGAACUAUCACAAUGCAAUCAAUAACGCUUUCAACCAAGCUCAACAGCUUUUCCACCUGAUCUACAAGUUCCAGCCUUACUCACCGACUGUCGUUCGAUUAAUACGUCUCCUGGUCCUCAUUGGCCUGAACGAAUGCACAUUCGAGUCACCUGUAUUGAAGCUCUUUACAGAUAUUAGAAACCAAUAUUCAUGUGUGGAGUUUAGGGGCUACGUGAUGGCAGAUAACAUGACAUACCUUGCAAGGAUUUUGGCAAAUGAUCUCAAAGCAACAGGCUGCGAUUCUCUGGUUAUAAUUCACAAUUCUUGUGGUCCAUCACGAUUUCGCGGGCUGAAUAUAUAUGAUGUCAAGAUGCUUAGUUAUAAUUCUGUUGCAGGAUUUUAUUCUUCUCUGGAUAAAAUUGUAUCACGUGUAGGAAAGACUAGUGUGGUAAAUAAAUUCUCGCAGCAUGCUGACGAAAUUAAUGAGAGCGAUAAAUCAAUAUACACUGCUUGUGAAAAUCCUGCAGAGAUGGAUUUGCCUCAGGCUGAUGAGAGCGAUAAACCAAUAUACGCUGCUUGUGAAAAUCCUGCAGAGAUGGAUUCGCCUCAGGCUGAUGAAGCUGCCAGAAAAAUCCAAGCUUGGUUUCGUCAGGCUCAGAAAUCCCGCAAAUUAUGCUAUGAUAUAAUCUUUAAUAAGAUUUAUAACGACAUGCUGAGUUUCUGUCAGAUUGUCACAAGGGAGAAUAAUGCACGAUCAGUUUACAAAUACAAUAUUCUUUUGAGAGGUCCUGUAGUAGAAGUAAUUAUGAAGUUGAUUAAAUUGCGGCGUAGGAUACUUACGAUCAAGAAUGAAUUACAGGAGGCAAUAAAUAAUUAUUCUUCAGACAUCGCUGAGGUCAAAAGAUGCCUGGAAGCACAGAAGUUUGUUGACAUUAAUUUAGCAUUUUAA
This is a messenger RNA of Paraglomus brasilianum, 5517 nucleotides long. Lineage: Eukaryota; Fungi; Glomeromycota; Glomeromycetes; Paraglomerales; Paraglomeraceae. The record is from the annotation of a GenBank genome assembly.